This is a messenger RNA of Leucoraja erinaceus (little skate), 1983 nucleotides long. RefSeq names its product LHFPL tetraspan subfamily member 4a (gene lhfpl4a). The record is from RefSeq and is a predicted model, not a curated record. Lineage: Eukaryota; Metazoa; Chordata; Chondrichthyes; Rajiformes; Rajidae. The coding region runs from base 357 to 1025 and encodes 222 amino acids. Gene Ontology annotation, biological process: gamma-aminobutyric acid receptor clustering; sensory perception of sound. The transcript has 5 exons. Gene Ontology annotation, cellular component: plasma membrane; postsynaptic membrane; inhibitory synapse. Gene Ontology annotation, molecular function: GABA receptor binding.
CUGGUUCACUUCAAUCUCAUUUAGGAUCCUGGUCGUGCUGACUGCUGGGAAAUAUUCCCAAUAAGGCUGCAUUGCAUUGCCUCGGUGACGCGCACUCGCCAAGCAGCCAGCGUGUCGGGAGCGCGCAGCCAGAGCCGGGGAGAGGGAGAUAGAGAGAGGAGAGAGGAGAGAGAGAGAGAGAGAGAGAGGGAGGGAGCCAGCAGGAAAGGAAAGGAGAAGAGAAAGAGAGAGAGCGACAAAGAGCACCUGGGAGGAUGGAGAGCUGCCCUCACACGCUGGUUCUAUAACGCCCUGGGAUCACAGGGCUUUAUGCAAAGAGCGGGUCGUGCAUUGGUGUCGAGGAGAGAGAAGGGAAGAUGUUGCCUUCACAGGAAGCCUCCAAAAUCUACCAUGACAAUUACAUGCGUAACUCCAGAGCCAUCGGCGUGCUGUGGGCCAUCUUCACCAUUUGCUUCGCGAUUAUUAACGUGGUGGUUUUCAUCCAGCCUUACUGGAUCGGAGACAGUGUCAACACGCCCUAUGCCGGCUACUUCGGCCUUUUCCAUUACUGCGUCGGGACGGGUUUAAACAGCCGGGAUUUAAUCUGCCAGGGAACCUUCUCCGAUUUCUCCAGCAUCCCGUCGACUGCAUUCAAGGCGGCGGCGUUCUUCGUGCUGCUAUCCAUGGUGCUGACCCUCGGCUGUAUCACUUGUUUCACUCUGUUCUUCUUCUGUAACACGGCCACUGUCUACAAGAUCUGCGCUUGGAUGCAGCUUCUAGCAGCUGUUUGCCUUGUGUUGGGAUGUAUGGUAUUCCCCGACGGAUGGGACUCAGAAGCCGUGAGACACAUGUGCGGGGAUAAAACGGGGAAGUACAUACUGGGGAACUGUUCCGUGCGCUGGGCGUAUAUCCUGGCCAUUAUCGGAAUCCUGGAUGCAUUAAUCCUCUCCUUCCUGGCAUUUGUACUUGGCAACCGGCAGAACGAGCUCCUUCAGGAAGAUCUCAAGGUCGAGAACAAAGAUUUCACCGGUCCCGCGAGGAUCUGAUGUGAGAUCGACAUCCAAUGCUGCAGCCACCUCAUAACUUGCCAACAUCACUGAGAUUAAAAACGCCUUUAAUCACCCCACCAACACAACGAUACUGACCUUUUUAACUGAAGAAAAAAAUGGGAAAAAAUAAAGAAUGUCACAAGGGAAAAGCAACCACAAAAAGAAUAAUAAUACAUCUGCAAAGGCUGCCAUGUCCCCUGCUCCACAGGUUAUAGGAAAUUGCUGCUCCAGAGAUAUACUUCCAGCAGUAUUCUCUGCAGAACGACAAGUUAGGCACAGUACUUCACUGCAAGGAGCCUGGAUCAAACAGUAUGUAUUCACCAAACAGGAUUGACUUUGCAGACAUCAGGUGCACACAACCUUUGUGUACAGCAGUGUUGGUAUUUGAUUCUGUACUUCGUUCUGUACUUUCACGACAAGACUGUAAAGUUGAUUUGAUAUUUUUCUGUACAAACAAAAAUGAUGAACUAUAUAGUGUAAAUUCUACUAAAUACAGGGUAAGAUAGGAUAUAGUGGCACAUGUAUAAAGAAUUUUCACAAGAUGUUGCUACGUGCCGGCAGGCUUUCCCAUCGAUCAUUUGUUAUACUGGGGGUGACAGAGGGUAUAUUAUGCAAACUCUCCAGUUUAAAAACAUAUGCUGCUUUAUUAACCUCCCUCAGCUCCUGGUCCAAAUUGCUGUUCAUAGCAAGGUUAGUCCAGUUUGGCCUAGCGCUCAAAAGAGCUGAUUUGGUCUGGGUUGGGAUCCUUGGUGUUUGCUCUCCAGUGCAAUUGCUUCAAUUUGCACCUUGUGCUGGGAACACUGGUCACCAAGAUGUGUGCAUGUGAUUAACAGGAGAAAGAGCUUUCCAUCCUCCACUUCAUCUGAAGGCCCUCCUCCAUCUUUUUCCAUUAGAAUGUACUGCCAGGCAUUGCCCAUCUCCAUCCUAUUAAGACCCUGGUCUAAAUUUUGAAAAU